CAUUAUGAGGUCAGAGCCCCUCACUAAGGCUACCUCUGUCUCUGUGAAAUGCGGCAGGCCUCAGCUUUCCUUCUGCUGAUAUCCUAGGGACAACUCUUCCUCCUUAUUCCCUUGGGCUGGGAAGUUAAAGCCAAAGGAAUGAGGCACUCUAAGAACUAGAAGCUUCCCCACGUUGGUGAAAUCGCAGCCUUCUUUCCAUACAGAAGGACGAGAUUCCGGAUGUCUGUAUGGAUGCCAGAGACGACAAUGAGUUCAACCUCACACUGCAGAUUAACAACUUCAAAGCGGCCUUGGUUGAGUUCGAUAAACUGGUUGAACAGACAACAGCCCAAAAAAAGGACGAAAGAGCAGGCUUGUUUAUCCCAAAGGAAGAUGCAAUCGACUACGACAAGUUUUACGCCACAGUGCAGCAGAUCUUCGGCCCUGAAGUGAAGAAUCAAGAUGUAAAAUGCUUUUACAGGAAAAUCUGCAACAACCCUGAUGCGUCUAUUGACUGGUGUGAGAUCUUUGGCUACUUCUCCUCAGAGGAAGAUUCUCUUACUUCGCAGAUAGAUGAAGAAAAUUUGGUUUUCCUUGUGUCCAGAAAACAGCGAAUUGUGAUUUCAGGUAGUAGAAGACGAGAUGUGAUUAAAUGCAUUGUGAAGGUCCCACAGCUGGACUUAUUGAUAACAGCAUCUCAGAAAGGAUUGAUCACCAUCUUUAACAGUCAGAUGAGAGUUCAGACCAGCACCAAUGUUACAGAUACCUCCUGGAUCACGGGCUGUGAUUACCUGGGCCAGCUAAAGCGAAUCGUUGCCACUACAGAGAGGACCAUUAUCGUCUGGGAUUAUAAAGCUCAAGGGAGCAGCCAGGAGCACUAUUUUGUCAUCAAGCCCAUGGACCACUGCCUGCUGUGUGUGUGCGUGGUGCCCCUCCCUGACCAGCUCUGCAGAGAUGACAUCCUCCUGGGAGAUGACGGGGGGUUUGUGAACAGGUUCACUGUAAACAGCGAUGACUUUGGAUUAAAGCAGACAAAAACAAAGAAGAAAUUACAGACCCAGGUCCUAGACUCUAAGAACUUUAAAAGUGUCAAGAGGAAGUUGCAUAAUGACUGGGUUAUGAAAAUCAGAUACAUUCCAGCUCUCAAUUGCUUUGGAUCCUGCUCCCUAGAUAGUGUUCAUUCAUUGGUUUUGGAAUCCUUGAAGAGACUUGAGGACAAUUUGCCUGUCAGAGAAUUUGCCAUGCCAAGAGGAGCCAACACGUUCUGCUACUGCGUUAAGGCAAACGUGAUUAUCACUGGAGGAGAUGAUAAGGUCCUUCGGUUGUGGCACCCCAAUAUCAGCACGAAGCCAGUUGGGAAGCUGGUGGGGCACAUGUUCAGCAUCACAGAGAUCGUAAGCAAUGAGAAAGAACAACACGUCAUCAGCCUUUCCUCCGCAAAGGUCUUCCGAGUGUGGGAUAUCCAGACCCUAUCAGUAUUGCAAGUCUUCCACGAUAGCCAAGGAGGGCCGGGAGACAUGCAGAUUUACUCCAUGGUGUAUGACGCCAACCAUGGCAUGCUCAUUACAGGAUCGAGCGUUAUAGACAUGUAUCCGUUGACCAGGAUGGUACAGGACACAAAGCAGGUUCCUCACUCUCAUGAACGAGAAAUCAAUGUCAUGCUGUACAACAAAUACUUCCAUCAAGUGCUCACUAUCUGUUCAGAGUCCGUAAUCAAGGUAUGGGAACUUGAGACGGGCCUCCAAAUAUACCAGAUUCUAGACCCUCACGGCUUCAAUGUUGAACUAACCUGUGCAGCUAUUGACGAAAGUGGAUUUAUUUUUGUCACCGGAGCUUAUAAUGGAACAGCUAAGAUCUGGGACUUUGGCAGUGGGCAGGAGAUGAAAAUGCUGCCGGAAGGGAAAGACUGGGCAGAGGAGGAACAUGGGCUGCUGCGCCUGUUUUUCCUCAAGGCCCAGGUGAAGAACCAGCACCUCGUCCUCGCCUUGGAGCGCAACGGGACUAUCAAGAUGAUCCAGGGAAAAGAGGAUGACCUCUUCCUCGUGGUGAUAUGGGAGCUGCCUGAUGCCAUACCUUACCUACAGUAUGGAAGCCAUAUUGUACAUCUGAAGGUGUCAACUAAAGACAGGGGGAUGGCCAUUCCUUUCCCAGAUGUUGAGUUAAUCGUCCAGAAAAGCUUCAGUCAGCAAACUAGUCACAAUCCUGCUGUUGACGUUGAGGUGAACUGCAUUGAUUUGUUUCAAACAGAGGGAUACAAUUUGAUAGCUUGUGGAACCAUAAAUGGCAUGAUUAUCUUAUGGAAUUUUGUAACAGCUACUGUCAAAGAAAUAUACCGGCCCGAGGACUGUUUCUCUACGGACCCUGAGUUGGAUCCCAAACGAUUCCGGAUUAAUGACAUAAUGUUCCUCUUCCGACCUCCUGACUGUGUAAGGAGAUCAAGUCAGGAUUCCAUCUGCUCGUCAACCCAAUGUGACUCAAGCAAGGGUCCACAGAGCAGCAAGGGAAGCAAACAAAGUAUCCAUGACACAGAGGUCAAAGGUGAGCAAGCAGACACGGUGGGAGAGCAGCAGCCGGGGAGCAAAAAACAGCCCACCCCUACUAGCUCCGCGGAGACACAGCCUCCCAUCCUGGUCACGGCCCAUGAGGAUGGGCAUCUCCGCCUGUGGACGCUGGAGGGAAAGCUCCUGAAGGACAUACUGCCCUUCACGAAGCACUCUGCCAUUUCCUUGAGUUCACUGUACACUGACUCGUGCUGCAGGACACUGCUGGCUGCCAAUGUGGAAGGACAUGUUAUCCUUUGCAGUAUUAGUGCCUUCUUGGAUCCGCCUCAUGAUGAAAAGAAAUUCAAGCAGCUGCUAUCCUGGCGUGCCCAUUCUUUAGAAGUUAUUCAAGUGAUCUAUGUGGAAGACAAGCAGCUGGUGCUUACUGCCUCCAUUGAUGGCUCAGUGAGGCUCUGGCAUUCCACCAGCGGUCAUUACUGUGGCUAUUUCGGACAACGGAGAAUGUUUGAUCUAACCCAAAGCAGUGAUUUCAUUUUGCCUUGUGAUGUUAAUGAAUAUCCCGUAGAGAUAAAAGAAGAAAGCAAGUUCACAGAGAAGCAGCAGAAAUAUGAAUAUCCUCUGAUAUUUGACCGUGAGAGAUGGAAAAAAAUGAGCUCACUGUCUUUGCUUUUCAAACGCGCACCACCCAAGCCCUUUGAAGUGCAACACGAUUUUAAAUUUUUCAAGUCUCUUUCUUCUCCGAAGAUUCGCCGAUAUGCUUUGGAAGGUUUCAUGACAGAAAACAGAGAAGCAGGGAUUGUUUUUGGUUCUCUGCCUAUAUACAGGGUGCCGAGCCCCACAAGUCUAAGAUACCUUCCACUCAUUGGCUCUGAAGCACAAAGAGACUCGAUAGAGGGUGUCCACGGGAAGAAGAAGGGCGCGCAUGUUCAGCACGAUAAAUCACGGAGGAAAAGCCUGAAAAGAAAUUUAGUUCCACAAAUAAAUCUGGCUUCGUCCUUCUUUCCAACCAUGCCCAAGUGAAGAGGAGCCUUGGAACUGGCUGUUGUACAGGAGGCCAUGAAGUCUGGACAACAUCUUCCCUCUGUACUUCCAGAUGAGACACCACAAGAUGGUUACACAUCCCUCUACUUCAGGUCAUCCCGGUAAUGGAUGUACUCAAGGGGUUCCACUGACCUUAGCCCUGACAACAAGCAAGCAACAGCUUGCAGCCAGUUUGACAACUUCUUUUUACACAUGGAAAAACACCUAAUGAAUGGGCAAUAUUUCCUGUCAUUGUCAACAAGAUGGCACAAGGACACAAAUGACAUUGGUAGCAUGAGUAGCCCCCAAAUGCUUAGUGGUGCUUAGUUUUCACCUCGGCUUGUUGUUCACCCCAUUCCAUAACCAGAAUUAGAAUGUGUGCAGUAAGAGGAAAAUUACAUGUGUGUCCUGCUGUGUCUAUACAAAGAGGAUCAUUAUCGUUGUUUCUUUUUUUAUUUGAAGUUGCACCUAGGGGCCUGACGAGCUAGGUGAGUCAGCUACAUCAAGGGCUGUUUGGAGAUAAGGUCUCACUAGGCUGAGCUAGGAGGUCUUGGAUUUAAGGUUGCUCUGCUUCAGCCUUCAGAUCUUUCAGGAAAAUUAUUAUUCAAAAAGAAAAAUAUCCCUACCCAGCCUUUGACUGUCUGCUUCAUUGAGGGAAUGUCACCUGAGAAUUCCCGGAAUGAAGCUGUGACUACAAAAGCUGAUUGGUUAAUGAGAAUGUCAGUGGCGUGGAGGGGCUGAAGAGUUAAGACCAGAGUCAAAUUAUCUUGAGGACAUCUCUAGUUCCCUCAGUAGACAUCUAUUGCCCCCUCUAUGCAUGACUCAACGUCUAUUGUAACCAUUGGGUAAAUCCUUUGGAAUGUGUCAAAGAGGCCCUAGUUUCUGCCAAUCAAAAGGCUAAAGAUGCUGUCAGAUAGCACCCAAGGCCUAAAAACUGUGACCUGCCUUCCUGAUGUGCUGCCUUAAUUACUGUUCUAUUGCUGUGAAGAGAAACCAUGACCGAGGCAUUUCACUGAGGUCGAGUCUGCAGAUGCAGAGGCUGUCUAUUGUCAUCAUGGCAGGAAACAGGCAGGCAUGGCAGUGGAACCAUAGCUGAGAGCUUUGCAUCCUGAUCAGCAGGCAGCAAGCCAAGAGACACUAGGCCUGGUAUGGGCUUUUGAAACCUAAAAGCCCACUCCUGUUGACUUACCUCCUCCAAAAAGGACACAUCUACUCUGAGCCCACACCUCCUAAUCCUUCCGAAAAUUUCACCAGCUAGGGCUAAGCAUGGAAAUAUAUGAGCCUAUGAGAGCCAUUUUCACUCAGCACGUAUACUUACCAAUAUAUUUGAAAAGCAGGUUAAGUUUAUGACUUUCUUUGCUCUGUUGCUAUAAAAGUUCAUGAAAUUGCUGCCUUGUUGGAACAUGGUAUUUGAAGAAGCCUGAUUGUGUUCCUCAGCCAUGGUCACUUAUAUUUGACUCUGGAAUAAACUCUUCUUUUCCUUUGA
Myodes glareolus (Bank vole) is the source of this 4986-nucleotide messenger RNA. RefSeq names its product WD repeat domain 64 (gene Wdr64). The record is from RefSeq and is a predicted model, not a curated record. Gene Ontology annotation, molecular function: protein binding. Lineage: Eukaryota; Metazoa; Chordata; Mammalia; Rodentia; Cricetidae.